Molecule: messenger RNA, 1320 nt
Organism: Aspergillus novofumigatus IBT 16806
Lineage: Eukaryota; Fungi; Ascomycota; Eurotiomycetes; Eurotiales; Aspergillaceae
Product: phosphatase PAP2 family protein
Exons: 4
Coding region: 1-1320 (439 amino acids)
Biological process (GO): sphingolipid biosynthetic process; inositol phosphoceramide metabolic process
Cellular component (GO): inositol phosphoceramide synthase complex
Molecular function (GO): inositol phosphoceramide synthase activity
Source: RefSeq, a predicted model, not a curated record
AUGGGAGCUGGGGCUAUCCUAGAGCCUCUGGUCGUAAUUGUCCUGCUCUUCGGAGGGACUUGGAUAAAUCGGUCUACCGCAGCUUUCUCUUCUGUGCGCAGAGUUCGUAGAUCCAGCACGUCUACACGUGCUUGUUCUCCAGACUCGCUGGAGUCGGGUUUAUCGUCGCCAACGGCAAAGGAUGCUCUGCUGAAUUCGCGAUCCCCGUCACCAACACUGGUACCACUCGACGACGCUCGAUGGCGCAAACGCCAGAUUCGGAUCCUCUCAUACACUUUUGAGGUCAAAUCACCAGAUACUGCCGUCUUUCAAGACCGUCUUCUCAGUCGCUUGCUCCGGAAGUUCCCGUUUCUGGUUGAGUGCUGGUAUUGGGCCUUAGUUUACUGGACAUAUCAACUGGGCCGUGCAUUCACCGCGGUCACCCUGCAAGAAGGAACCGUUGAUGUAGCAAGGAAGCACGCUCUUCAGAUCAUCCAAAUAGAGAAAAGCAUGCGCAUCUUCUGGGAGGUCUCAAUUCAGCGAUUUUUCCUUCGGCACAGUCAGCUGAUGUCCGUGAUCAACUGGGUGUACUCCUUCAUACAUAUUCCAGGCACUAUCGCCUUCCUCGUUUGGCUCUACUACUACACCACGACGCGAAACCGAGUCGAUGAAUCGCAGAUUGGAAAGCCCUUGGGUGCAGCGAAAGGAUCCCCUGCUGGCCCGCUGCUUUAUCAAGCCCGGCGCCGUACCCUCGCUGUUUGCAAUCUCCUCGCUUUCGUGGUCUUCACCCUCUGGCCCUGCAUGCCCCCUCGCCUCCUCAGUGACAAGAAUGUGAAAGGCCCCGACGGAGAGCUAGGACGUAGCUACGGCUUUGUCGAUACUGUGCAUGGUGUUAAUGGUGCUGGUAGCGUCUGGACUGAGAAUCGGUUCUGUAAUCAAUACGCUGCCAUGCCCUCGUUGCACUUUGGAUAUUCCCUGAUGAUUGGGCUUACAAUCAUGACUAUCCCAUUGCCGCCACACCAACGCCGGCCUGCUGUUCGCUCGCGCUUGUUGGCUCCCGUCAUGGCCCGUUUAGCCUGCUUGUUGGUCGGAUUUCUCUAUCCGUUCAUUAUAUUAGUCGCAAUCAUCGCCACGGCCAACCACUUCAUUCUCGAUGCUGUUGCAGGGACGGUCGUCUGCGUCCUAGGAUGGCGGUUCAAUGGCAUCUUAUUGAAUCUUCUGCCGUUGGAGGACUAUUUCCUCUGGCUAGUUCGCAUCCAUAAACCAGAGCCCACAGCGACGGACCGUGUCGACUACUGGGACGAUGACGAAGUACCGACUUAUCCUGCUCUUUACCGAUGA